Talpa occidentalis (Iberian mole) is the source of this 3203-nucleotide messenger RNA. It is a transcript of the gene SCNN1A, whose product is annotated as sodium channel epithelial 1 subunit alpha. NCBI's taxonomy places the organism in Eukaryota, Metazoa, Chordata, Mammalia, Eulipotyphla, Talpidae. The record is from RefSeq and is a predicted model, not a curated record. Gene Ontology annotation, molecular function: ligand-gated sodium channel activity. Gene Ontology annotation, cellular component: membrane. Gene Ontology annotation, biological process: sodium ion transmembrane transport.
ACCGCUCCGGGCGAGCCCAGCCCCAGCUCUUCUAACCUUGACUGGGCAGGCCAGCUGCCUCCCAGGAAGGCAGAGGGAGGGAGGAGCGCACCAAGUGGACCAAGUGGCCUCGGGAAGGAUGUGGGCAUGGCCAGGAGCAGCCUUGUUCUGGGGUCCGGGUGAUGAUAGAGAAGGCUGCCCGGAGUCGGGGCCCUGACCCUCCUCCUCCUGCUCUCACCCCAGGGCUCAUGAAGGGAGACAAGCGAGAGGAGCAGGGGCUGGGCCCCGAACCGGAGGCCCCCCGGCAGCCCACGGAAGAGGAGGAGGCCCUGAUUGAGUUCCACCGCUCCUACCGAGAGCUCUUCCAGUUCUUCUGCAACAACACCACCAUCCAUGGCGCCAUCCGCCUGGUGUGCUCCCAGCACAACCGCAUGAAGACGGCCUUCUGGGCUGUGCUCUGGCUCUGCACCUUCGGCAUGAUGUACUGGCAGUUCGGCCUGCUGUUCGGAGAGUACUUCAGCUACCCCGUCAGCCUCAACAUCAACCUCAACUCCGACAAGCUUGUCUUCCCGGCCGUGACAGUCUGCACCCUCAAUCCCUACAGGUACAAGGAAGUCAAAGAGGAGCUGGAGGAGCUGGACCGCAUCACGGAGCAGACGCUCUUCGACCUCUACAAGUACAACUCCUCCAGCACCCUGGGGGCCCAUCCCCGCGCCCGCCGGCUCCGCGCCCCCCUGCCGCACCCCCUGCAGCGCCUGCCGGCCCCGCCCCCGCCGCGCCGCGCCCGCAGCGCCGCCUCCAGCGUGCGCGACAACGGCCCGCAAGUGAACAGGAAGGACUGGAAGAUCGGCUUCCAGAUGUGCAACCAGAACAAAUCGGACUGCUUCUACCAGACGUACUCAUCAGGGGUGGACGCGGUGAGGGAGUGGUACCGCUUCCACUACAUCAACAUUCUGUCGCGGCUGUCAGCUACCUCUCCCACCCUGGAGGAGGAUGCACUGGGCAACUUCAUCUACACCUGCCGCUUCAACCAGGAAUCCUGCAACCAGGCGAAUUACUCUCAGUUCCACCACCCAAUGUAUGGCAACUGCUACACUUUCAAUGACAAAAAUAACUCCAACCUCUGGAUGUCAUCCAUGCCUGGAAUCAACAAUGGUCUGUCUCUGACAGUGCGCACAGAGCAGAACGACUUCAUCCCGCUGCUGUCCACGGUGACCGGGGCCAGGGUCAUGGUGCACGGCCAGGAUGAGCCUGCCUUUAUGGAUGAUGGCGGCUUUAACUUGCGGCCUGGUGUGGAGACCUCCAUCAGCAUGAGGAAGGAAGCCCUGGACAGACUUGGGGGCGAUUAUGGUGACUGCACUAAGGAUGGCAGUGACGUCCCUGUGAAGAACCUUUACAAGUCUUCCAAGUACACGCAACAGGUGUGCAUUCACUCCUGCUUCCAGGAGAGCAUGAUCAAGGAGUGCGGCUGCGCCUACAUCUUCUACCCUCGGCCUGACGGUGUGGAGUUCUGUGACUACAGGAGGCACGACUCCUGGGGUUACUGCUACUAUAAGCUCCAAGAUGCCUUCUCCUCGGACCGCCUGGGCUGUUUCACCAAGUGCCGGAAGCCUUGCAGUGUGACCAGCUACCAGCUCUCUGCGGGAUAUGCGCGAUGGCCCUCGGUGACAUCCCAGGACUGGGUUUUCCAGAUGCUCUCCCGACAGAACAAUUACACCAUCAACAACAAGAGAAAUGGAGUUGCCAAACUCAACAUCUUCUUCAAGGAGCUGAACUACAAAACCAAUUCCGAGUCGCCUUCAGUCACAAUGGUCACCCUCCUCUCCAAUCUGGGCAGCCAGUGGAGCCUGUGGUUUGGCUCCUCCGUGCUGUCUGUGGUGGAGAUGGCUGAGCUUAUCUUCGACCUUCUGGUCAUCACAUUCCUCAUGCUGCUCCGGAGGUUCCGCAGCCGAUACUGGUCUCCAGGCCGAGGAGGCAGGGGUGCCCGGGAGGUGGCCUCCACCCCAACUUCCUCUCUCCCCUCCCGUUUCUGCCCCCAUCCCUCCUCGCCCUCCUCAGUCCCACCAGGCCCUGCGACAACCCUGGCCUUGACAGCCCCUCCACCUGCCUAUGCCACCCUGGGGCCCCGCCCAACGCCUCCAGGCUUGGUGGACCCCAACUCUUCUGCCUCUGCUGGAGAGGGGCUCUGAGGAGGGGGAGAAUGUCUUCUCCCCCAGGCAGGCAUCUCCUGGGAGGGCGGGACCAGCCUUGGCAGGAUUAAAGAAUGUUUUGGGCUUCUCUCAGAGUCCAGUUGCCUCUGGUGUGGGGAAGGGAGCAGGAUGGACAAGAGAUUAUAGAAAUGGCCAGCAGAACCGGGGCCAGGGAAGCUGCCCAGAACUGUCCUGGCUUCUUCCCCCUGCAACCUGGUCCUGCCUCUAGAACACUCUGGUUUCCUUAUCCAAGCGCAGACAACUCUCCUUUUCCCUCAGAUCAGGCAAGCCAGACUUGGAGCUGUGACAAGGAGCUUGCUUAGGAGACAUGAGAUAGUCGAGCACAAAACAUAAACAAGGACACACAAAGGCAGGGACAGGUUUCCCGCCCAAGAGUGAUCGCAGCCAGCCCCACUGGCCUGGUCACACUGUUUCCCGUGACACAUACAUUUGUUCUGCUUGAACUUGGGUGGGGAACCUCACCCAAAAGCCAUCUUGUUUAGUUCAUGUCAAUUCCACUUCCCUAACUCUCCAGGGCAGGGGCUGGAGCAGAUAACGUAGUAAAGGUAUGACUAUACUCAGCCCCAGGACUCAUCCUGUGUCACCUGCCCCAUGACCCCACAGAGCCACACCCUAGCAGCUCUGCCCUCUAUCCUUCAUGACACAUUGGCCUCUGCCAAGCAUAUUUUCUCAACCUAUUUUCUUAGGCUGGAAGCUUCCCCUACCAUCUACUGGCAAACUCCUAUGCAUCCCUUAGAACCCUCCUCAGGCACCACCACUUAUGUGAGGGUUUAUGCCAUAUCUUGUUUUCUGUAGAACUGAUGACUCUCCCUCCCCUGGAUUCCUUCAGCACUGGGUAACAUCUGUUGGAGCACUGAUGUAGCAGUCACUUUUCUUGCUCAUUUGUGUCCUCUCCCCGACUAGACUGUGAAUUCCUUGUGAUUAGGGACUGAGCCUUGUUCAUUUUUGUAUCCUCAGGGUCUAGCCCAGUGUCCCACUUGGAACAAGUAGGCAGUUGCUCAAUAAAUGUUUGUC